GGACAGCUCAUUGAUGGACAGGGUCACGAGAACUUUCCUUGCCGCAAUUCAUGAAGCCCCUAAAGACUCAUUGCAGGCCCUCCUCGACACUGGCCUAGUCGACAUUCAGUCGGAGAACGACAUCAACGAACGGAACUGUCUCCACCAGGCUGCUAUCUAUGGCAAGCCGGAUAUUCUCGCCGACGGCCUGUCAAAGGGUGUCUCUGUCGACCGUACAGACGUCCGAUUCGAAAACGAUCGACCUUAUCGACCACGAUAACUUCACACCGUUGAUCCAUGCCAUCAUGCAUGGGCACUUGGCCUGCGUCGAGAGGUUGCUCAAGAAAUCGGCGCGCAUCGACCGCGCGUCAGAGGCGGACCGUGUGCCUCUGAAUAUUGCCUGCGGACAUGGCUCCCUGGAAAUAGCAGAGCUGUUGCUGAAACAUGGUGCGCAGAUCGUUCCAGAUGCCGAAGGGCUCUACCCUCAGCAUCUGGUCGCUCGGUCAGGCCAGACGCCUCGACUUCUUUUGUUACUCAAGGAACACGGUGCCGACCUUGACCAAGUCGAUAAGCUGUAUGGCUGGACGCCGCUCGUGCAUGCUGCCAGCGAGGGGAAUGUCCCGUGUCUCCAGGCGCUUCUGGACAUUGGAGCGGAUCCUAAGAUUCUGGACGAAAAGGGUCUUCCGGCCAUGUACUACGCCGCUUGGGAGGGCCACUUACAGUGUAUGAAGUUGCUGGCGCCCUUCAAUCGGGAGGCCGCGCGUGGCAGUCCUCUAGUGUCGCAGGCGAUCAACCCCUUGGCCCCGCCUAGCAUCCUCACAAGCUCUAUGCCGGAGCCCAUGGCGUUAGAUGCGGAUGCCAUCCCAGAGCUUGAGCUUCCGCCUCCGAUCAUUCCACUCCGACGAUAUGGACACAAUUUCCUUGACACGAAGACGGUUGUCCAAAUCAACUUUGGAGAUAACGGAGAGCAGCCACUCGUGUUCUUCCACGACAGCAAGUAUCCUGCGUCUCGGCUUACCAUCUCUUCCAAGGCCUCGGAACUUAUCCCUAGGAAUAUCAUUCUGCCCUUCCAAGAAGAUACCCGGCUUGUUUCCUUCCAGAUCGACAGCAUAGAUUCGUUUACGCUCGACUUUGACGUGUAUCCCACUUACGGCGCCAAGAUCAUCGCGAAGACGGUGGCACUCCCUAGCACCUUCAAGGCGCUCUUGACCAGCACGGGGAAGUAUUGCCUGCCGCUAUUUGACCCUCGGCUACGCGCUAUUGGCCAGAUCAGUUUCCAGGUUCAAGUCAUCAAGCCAUUCACCGGCACGCCGCUGGAAAUUACGGAUUUCGAGACAUACUGGAAGGCGACGAGCCAGUUGGAUCGUAGCCCUAGUACGUUCGUCACGGGAUCCAGUUUAUCCGGCGACUUUGUACGGUUGUUCGUCCAACACACAAGUGAUGGCGUUCCAGUUUUGUGGCCGAGAUGGACGAUCUCGUGUGGCGGAAUCGACCUGCCCCUUUCACGGCUGACGUCGGAGCAGUUCACCACAAUCACUGCCUGGAGUCCCGCUCGAGCCGAACUGGAGACCCUACGUACUAAACCGCUGGAUGCCAUCGGUGAUGUUCAUCGUGUGUUGGCCACUGCCGGAGUUCCCCUGGACCGGGCGCUCGCGCUCCUCCCGCACGGCAUGCACGUCAACCUUCAAAUCUUAUACCCGACGGCGGAAGAUGAGAAGACGUACGGUCUCGGCCCGGCUCUCGAUAUGAACACCUUUGCUGAUGCCAUCCUAACCAUCGUUUUCGACCACGCGCGUGCUCAACGCGCAGAGUCUCUCGAGUCGGUCCGCUCCGUCGUCUUCAGCUCCUACAACAUGAGUCUUUGCACUGCGCUCAACUGGAAACAGCCCAAUUUCCCCGUUUUCCUCUGUAACGACUUGGGCCGUGAGGAGGUUAUGCCUGCGCCAGAUAUCAUCCAGAGCCACGGCAGGCACUCGACGUCGAUCAAGGAGGCGGUGAGAGUAGCCCAGGGAAAUAACUUUAUGGGCCUGAUGUGCUAUUCACGACUGCUGGACAUGGUACCGGCGCUAGUCGAUUCGAUCAAGUCCCAUGGUCUAGCACUUGUAACAGAUAGGACAGGCGAACCGGCCAAGACGACGACGGACCAGCUGUCUGAUCCAUUCCCUCGACUGCCCAAGGGGGUGGACGGUCUUCUAAAGAGCCAAGGGGUCCUGCGCUUCGACGAGUCCUUUGACAUGUAGCAAUGAAUCUGACGAAGCUAUCCGUUUACACUAGACUGCUGUUUUCAAAGUGGAUUAUUUUUAUUUUUAUUUUUUAUUUUUUGCCUUGUACUAUGCAGAACAGAUAGAUGGGCAAAGUCAUUGCAAAAAAGGGGAUGCGGAUUAUGGCAAGGCAAUAGAU
This is a messenger RNA of Sodiomyces alkalinus F11, 2379 nucleotides long. RefSeq lists its product as hypothetical. The record is from RefSeq and is a predicted model, not a curated record. NCBI's taxonomy places the organism in Eukaryota, Fungi, Ascomycota, Sordariomycetes, Glomerellales, Plectosphaerellaceae. Gene Ontology annotation, molecular function: aspartic-type endopeptidase activity; glycerophosphocholine phosphodiesterase activity; protein binding. The coding region runs from base 159 to 2219 and encodes 686 amino acids. Gene Ontology annotation, biological process: proteolysis; glycerophospholipid catabolic process. The transcript is spliced from 3 exons.